Messenger RNA from Drosophila innubila, 1569 nucleotides. RefSeq names its product activator of 90 kDa heat shock protein ATPase homolog 1. The transcript has 4 exons. The coding region runs from base 206 to 1273 and encodes 355 amino acids. Gene Ontology annotation, cellular component: cytosol. The record is from RefSeq and is a predicted model, not a curated record. Gene Ontology annotation, molecular function: protein-folding chaperone binding; ATPase activator activity. Gene Ontology annotation, biological process: protein folding; positive regulation of ATP-dependent activity. Lineage: Eukaryota; Metazoa; Arthropoda; Insecta; Diptera; Drosophilidae.
CUUAAGCAUUACUCAUCGCUAACCGAGACUGACUGCCAAGGCACCCGAAUUUCCAGAAAAUUCCAAAUAUUAUAUGAAUAUUAAAGGCAAACUUGCCAGACAAUACGAAAAAGCGCGUUGGAAAAACAGCUUUCAGUGAGGACAAGUGAAUGAGAGAAUCAAGUCGAGUUUAAUACAGCAAACACACGCGCACGCGACAUAGACCAUGGCCAAGUGGGGAGAGGGCGAUCCACGCUGGAUUGUUGAGGAGCGACCCGAUGCGACCAAUGUGAACAAUUGGCACUGGACGGAAAAGAAUGCGACGCCCUGGUCCAAGGAGCGAUUGCAACAGUUGUUCACGGACUUUAAAAUAGAGCAAAGUGAUAUCGAAUGCAUUGUGGAUGCGGUGGACAAGUGCAGCGGCGAGGCGACUGUCAACAACCGCAAGGGAAAGCUCAUAUUCUUCUAUGAAUGGGAAUUGGUGCUUAAGUGGUCCGGCCGCCUUCUUAAUAAUAGUAAACUGAGCCACAAGGGAAAGCUGACCAUACCGAAUCUUUCCGAGGAGAAUAGCCUGGAGGAUGUGGAGAUUACGGUGACCAUUGACGAGUCCAACGAUGAGUCGGAAACACUCAAGCAAUUCAUGUACAACGUGGGUCGUGAUAGAAUUCGCAAACAGCUCGGCGUCUACAUCAAGGAACUGAAGGAGGAGUACUCCAAGAACUUGAUAUUACCAAAGAAAAGUGCCGAUGGCGAUGAUACCGCUCUAUCCCAAGAUGCUAAAAAUGCCAAGAAUGCGGCCCAGAAGGCAGCGUCAGUGACAUCUGUGGCCUCGUCCAAGGCAUCCUCCAAGAGCCCAUCGAACACCGUCGGCUGCAAGCUGGACGUGCGCACACUCUCCAUGACCGAGGAGUUCCAUUGCAAUGCCAAUGAUCUCUACAAUGCCCUGACAAAGCCCGACAUGCUCACCGCAUUUACACGUGCUCCAGCUAAAGUUGACGCUGUCCGCGGUGGCGAAUUUGUCCUCUAUGGCGGCAAUGUGCUCGGCAAGUUCGAGGAGCUGGUGCCGGAAAAGAAGAUCCAACAGAGCUGGCGUCUGAAAAACUGGUCAUCUGGUCACUACUCCAAUGUCAUCAUCGAACUGGAGGAAACUUCAUCCAGCACAAUGAUGACGCUGAAGCAGACUGGCAUUCCCGCCUCCGAGUACGAUGCGAUGAGGACAAACUGGCAUCGAUACUAUUGGCAUAGCAUCAAGCAGACCUUCGGCUUUGGCAGCUCCAUUUCCGAUGCCUUAUAAGGAGCACCUCCCUCCCUCCUCGGUCAGAUUUUGCAGUAUACACUAGCUUCUGGUCUCUCGGAUUCCAAAUACAUAAACAGCGCUGCAAAUUUGAUAAUCAUCCACAGCAAAAAUCUCUAGCUGUAAUUUCAGUCCGACUCUGCACUCUGUUAACAGUUUUUUGAUUAUGGUAUUAAAAGUAUAUAUGUAGACGGAUUCACUGUACGACAGAAUCAACCACACACACACACACUCACAUUAUGAUUGGCGAAAUAAAUGAGAUAUCGAAAUUAAUGUUCAGAAUUCUUGAAGAAAAU